AGAGUUAAUAAAGCCAAGAACUUGAUUAGGGUAAUUUUGGGCGGCUAAAAGUUUCACUAUUGGAACGGCAAGGAAUGAUAUACCAUCAUUUUUUUUUUCCCUUUACAUCAACAAAAUUCAACACUACGCAACUACCACUUCACAAAGACCGUUAUAAAAGCCAGUCCAAAGCACCCAAUAUUUUUCACUCAAACGACUACUUCAAGCCUCAAGUCACUCCAACGGCAGGACAAGCAUGAGUCCCAUGACUUCUUUCAUCUUCCUCUUCUUCUCUCUAGCAUUUCUCAUCACUGCUAGAGCUCAAGGCAGAGCUCCUCAUGGGCUUGCUAAUGCGAAUCCUAUGGCCUUCUCACCAUCAGCAGUCGAAUUCUUCCAUCCGAACACAAAGGAACCUCAUACAAAAAACCCAUGUGAUGAUUCCAGUUGCUCACCAUUGCCCCUAGCCACUCAAGUGCGUUCAACUCCAGCAUAUGAAAGCAAGUUCUCAACAUCCUCGAAAAGUGGAAACCGACUAGGAGCUGGUGCUAUUGCCGGCAUUGUCUUCAGUGUUGCAUUUGUAGUGAUACUUGCAAUGGGUGCUUUCUACACGUUCAGGACCCGUCAAGCCAAUGUGAGUCGGGCUCGUUCUGUUCCAGCAUCUAAUUCUGUUCAACCUGAUGCUUGAACUGCUCAGAUUUAGAAGCUUGGUAUUGCCCCUGUUUCAUCACCUACCCUUUCCUCCUGUUUCUCUCGUAGAUUUUUUUAGCUUUGGGUCUGUAGUGUAUGUAUAA
This is a messenger RNA of Tripterygium wilfordii, 770 nucleotides long. RefSeq lists its product as uncharacterized. The transcript has a single exon. The record is from RefSeq and is a predicted model, not a curated record. NCBI's taxonomy places the organism in Eukaryota, Viridiplantae, Streptophyta, Magnoliopsida, Celastrales, Celastraceae. The coding region runs from base 236 to 664 and encodes 142 amino acids.